Lodderomyces elongisporus is the source of this 1257-nucleotide messenger RNA. It is a transcript of the gene SEN2, whose product is annotated as tRNA splicing endonuclease subunit. The record is from RefSeq and is a predicted model, not a curated record. Gene Ontology annotation, molecular function: tRNA-intron lyase activity; nucleic acid binding. NCBI's taxonomy places the organism in Eukaryota, Fungi, Ascomycota, Pichiomycetes, Serinales, Debaryomycetaceae. Gene Ontology annotation, biological process: tRNA splicing, via endonucleolytic cleavage and ligation; tRNA-type intron splice site recognition and cleavage. Bases 1 to 1257 code for a protein of 418 amino acids. The transcript has a single exon. Gene Ontology annotation, cellular component: tRNA-intron endonuclease complex.
AUGGGGAAAAAGAAUUCGAGAUUAUUGAAUAAAAUCUAUCAAAAACCUUUACCUGUUGUACUUGCUGGUGAAAAAUAUGGAAUUGAUUUGAAGAAUAUUGGCAAACAAAGCCCAUUGCUUUGGGUUUGGUAUUUGUUGAAGUUGGUCAAGCUCAAUUUCUUGCUGUAUUUUAGACCAGUGCCUAUUAAGCAAGUUGAUGUACAAUUUGAAAAUGGGAUAUUCAAGGUUGUUGAUGAGAAAUCAAUGGUUAAACUUUGGAGAGAAGGUUUUUUUGGUAAAGGUAUAUUGUCUAGAUCAGAUCCAACGUGGUUUGAAAGAACCAAAACUAGGUUGAAUUUGAGAGCUGAGAGUUUAAAGAAUCUGAAGCAGAAUGUUGUUAAGGAGGAUUUGACAAAAGCUCGAAGAUUGGAAAGGUUGGAAUUUAAGAAGAAGAGACAAGAGUUGCAAGAUUUGGUGUUGAAACAAAGGCAGGGUAUUAUAACAGAAGAUGAAUUGAAGGAAAUGCAAGUUAUUGACGAGUACUUACUGGAGUAUAGAAAAAAGGAUAGCGUUGUUAUUAAUAUUGUAAAUAGUGACAAUAACGAUAGCAUGAAUAAAGAUGUCGAGAUGAGGGUAGAAGAUGAGCUGAUUAUAGAUGAGAAUGGAUUUUUGGUACAGCUAGAGUAUAUGCAGUUACAAGCAGUUGAGGCAUUUUUUCUCAAGUUUGCAUUGGAUCUGAUUGCUGUUAUUGGCAAAGGCGAAGAUUCCCUUUCACUUCGACUGUUGUUUGAACAAUGUUGUCGUCUUUACGAUGUAAAUGCUGUUGACAGUUUUACCAACAGUUCCAACGAUAGCAACAGCACUAUUGAUGCAAACAACAAGUUCAUCAUACAUUAUAUAGUCUACCAUUAUUUCAGAAGCAAAGGUUGGUGUGUUCGAUCAGGGAUCAAGUUUGGAUGUGAUUUCUUGUUGUACAAGAGAGGUCCUCCUUUUUCCCAUGCCGAGUAUUGUAUUCUGAUUAUGCAAGAUAAUGAGCUGAGUGUCAGUUUUAUAAAUGACUGGACUCAAAUGAGUGGGCAAGCGAGAGUCAUUGGUGGUGUAAAGAAGAAUUUGGUGCAAAUAUAUGUUGAGCCACCUACUCAAGAUGAGUUUGACAAAAUUUACUACCACAAUGAGAAGGAAAUUGAUGAGGGACUAAAGUUGAAGUUGUUGCUCAGCAAGUAUAGAGUGUCAGAGCUUUUAUAUAGAAGAUGGAAUCCUAGCAGGACUAGAGAUUAA